Molecule: messenger RNA, 4254 nt
Organism: Saxophila tyrrhenica
Lineage: Eukaryota; Fungi; Ascomycota; Dothideomycetes; Mycosphaerellales; Extremaceae
Exons: 2
Coding region: 1-4254 (1417 amino acids)
Molecular function (GO): protein binding; FAD binding
Source: RefSeq, a predicted model, not a curated record
AUGAACGGCUACGUGUGCAGGAACUGUCGACUGCAAGCCGCAGUCAAACGUCGCCUGUACGCUGGACUCUAUCGUGGCCAACAACUCUCACAAAGUGCUCGGCGGAAGCAAGAUUCCGUCGACGACUUAUUCGAGGAGGCUAGCCGGCCCCGAGGACGCGCGGGUCUAAAGGAUGAUCCUGAAAGGCCUCUAGGAAGAUACUCUGCUCGUGCUCUCCGGCCUCAGCAACUCUUGGAACAGCUGGACAAGCCGGCGCAACGUGACCAUGUUUCCUCACAGCAACAAGUCGACAGCCGACCGCCCCAACAUGAAAACACUGGUCCACGCUAUCGAGCCAACAAGCGUCCGCCCAGGGAUACAGCAACUCCUCGCCAGCCUUCGUUGAUGCAUGAGGGAGACGUAACCUCCCGGCUUUGGAAGUUACGCGAGACUCUCAUUCACGCUUCUGAUGCUGGCGAGGAGAACUCUCUGGACCAGGAAGUGUGGCCGCUGCUGGUGGAGAUCUUGUCAUCGGGAGGAAAUCUGGACUUGCAGUCUUUCAACAGCGCCAAUCGCGACGGCGACUUUCGGGCCGCCAUCCACUCGUGGACAAUCAGAAUCUGUGACGCAUGGCUGUUGCGUCUUCCCUCAUGGCUGAGCUCGGGUGCUCGAGCAGAUACUGAGAUGCAGUCUCAGCCCACUGCAUUGCAAGCUAUUGAGCUGUGCGCGCUCUUUAGCGUUGGGUUCAGAUCAAAGGCGGCAAAAGUCCUAUGGUACGCUUCUAGAGAUUUGUGGGAGCUUCGCAGUACGACCAGUGAGGAUUCAUCUUCGGAGAAAAGCGUCCUCCGCGACGUUGUAGAGGUCUGGAACCUAUGCAUGGCGAACCAGCUGUGGAGGGGGGACCUCAUGCGCAGGUCGAAGUUUCCCUAUUUCAGAAGUCUGAUCGCCGACCGGUCUGCCUUGACCUGGGACUUUUUGCCUAAACCCGAAGAUAUCGAUGUGCUUGUCCAACAACCGACGGCCAUAGGGUCCACUUCAAGUUCGAUCGCUCGCUCCAUGUCUGUCCUUUGCGGCCAGAUCAAUAAGCCUUUGGACUCAAAACGCCUGCCUGCAUUCAGCGGUCAAUACCACCAUGACUCUGCUUCUGCGGCGAUCCUCACGAUGUCCUGCUUCACCAAACACAGGCGAGAACUUCCAGAUCCAAGCCUGAAGGAUUUUGAACCCUGGAUGGAGCUGAUGGGCGCCACGAUCCAAAAAGUGCCGGACAGGCGUGUGCCUGAUGCACUCGCAGAACGAGCAACCACCGUUACAGACCAGGCUAUCGCAGAUAAGUAUAAAGCCCUGUUCGAAGAGCUCGAGCUGGAUUUGGAUGCCGCCUCAAUACCUCCAAGCCGGUCUGUGGGGGCUGUCCAGGCGCCACGUAGCGGCAAUCGAAUAGAUGCACACAGUUCUACAACGGACCAGCUAAGCGAGUCACCCAAAAACGCGCAAGAUCCAGUUGAGAGCCACAUCGGAAGUGAAAAGAGAGCCGCGAUGGACGACGCAGGAGCCAUGCCAUCAGAAGAGCAGUCACCAUCAUCCACUGAGGCCAAUCUAAAGAAACGAUUUACCUGGCUGUCCAUCAAAAGACUUGGUCGUGCUGCCGAACAGCAGGAUCUCAAAGCCACCGACAGAGUUCGUGGAGACGUAUACAAGUUUGUCAAAGACAACCCUGGCGUACAGCUUCCUCUGCAGCUUUACGAGCAUCUGAUCCUCACAUAUCUUGCCUUGAGGAACUUCAAGGGCGCAACGGAAUGCUGGGGUAAUAUGUUGCGGGCUGGCCAUCAAGCAACAGCCAAAACAUACACCAUUGCUAUUCGGUACAGUCAACGCCUUAAGAGUCUGGAUGCGAUGAACCAUUUUUGGGCUAAGAUGAGGCAAGAGCGGGUCCAGCCAGACGUACAUGCGUGGACCGCCUGUAUCUACGGCCUCUUCACUCAUGGCAGAGUAGACGCUGGGCUCCGGGCUCUCACAGACAUGGGGCAGGAGUGGCUUGCUACUGCAAAGGCCGCGCAGGCACCACACUCCUUGGGGAAGGCAAAGAAGGGCAAGCCAUCAAGCUCGUCUGCAAGUUCUGAUCAAGUGGUGCAUAUGGUACAGGGCGAUAUCAACGGUGUACCCAAGCCGACAGUGUACACAAUGAACUCGGCCAUCACCGGGCUGUCCAUAAAUCACAGCGAACUGAUCCCAAAGAUCCUAGGCUGGGGUCGCAGCUUCGGCAUCGAGCCGGACAGCGUCACUUACAACACGCUGAUCAACGUCAGUAUGCGCAACGGCCAACCGGCGGAAGCUAUGAAUCUGCUCCGACGCAUGAGGUCACUGAACAUGGAGGCCGACGGCAACACCUGGAACAUCCUGUUCAACGCCCUGUUCGAAAGCGGAGUGGUCGAGAACCUAGAACCGAAGCAGCAGGAGGAGAAAGUCAUGCAGCUCAUCACAUCGCUCGAAGAAGCGAAUGCAGCGCCAAUUGCCGAGAAGGGCUACGGGGUUGUCAUCGAUCGAAUGGCCAGAAUCUAUAACAACCCCAAGGCCUUCCAGACCGUGCUGAACCACAUGAUGAAGCGCGGAGUCGAGCCAACCUCGUACCAUUAUACCACCCUCAUGCAAUUCUACUUCGAGCAUGACCCGCCCGAUCUAGCCGCCGUCGAAAGCCUUUGGAAUCGCAUCAAAACCGGCAAAACCGGCUACGGCACCGCUCUCGGCCCACCCUUCUACAACCGCAUGGUCGAAGGCUACGCCAUGAACCACGCCGCCGUCGGCACCGCGCCAAUGCUCUCCUUCCUCUCGCAGAUGGAAGCACAAGGCAAGCGGCCUUCCUGGCGCGCUCUCGAAUGCGUGGCGCGAGCGCUGGCCAAGCGCGAGGAGUGGGAUCGUCUGGUGCAGAUCGCGGAUACGGUACGGAGGCGGUUGCAGGAGAGUGGCGUGGGAGGGACGACGACGGGGCAGCAUGAUUUCUGGGCCUUUGUGAUCUCGACGGGGAUUUAUAGGCAUGAGGGAAUUACGGAGCCGAAUCAGCUUAUGGUUGGGAAUAUGGGGAGGCCGAUCGGCGGCUCCCUCGCCGGACUCAUGCACGCCUUGACCUUCCUCUCCCUCCCCAACCCACCCAAGGUACGGAUCCUGGAGCGUUCGCCUACAGCCCUUUUACACAACCAAGGAGCCGGCGUAGUAGCGGGCGGUGAUACGCUACAUUUCUUCGAGCAGUACGUCCGUCCAGGCCGCGAGAUCUCCGUUUGUAGCCCAAUGCGGCAUUAUCUGGACCGCAAGGGCGAGGAGAUGCCGGAGAGUGUCGAACAUAGAACGCAGAGGAUGACAUCUUGGGAUUUGCUGUAUCAUUUGCUGCGGUGGCGGGUGGAGGGGUUGGAGAGUGAGUACGUCGAGGGACUGGAGCGGGAUGAGCGGCCGAAGGCGGAUUAUGAGAACGGGUGUAUUGUGACGAAUGUGGAGGAUGCAGGGUCUGAGGGUGUGAAACUGACGUGGACGCACAAAGAUCGGGGAGAAGGGCAGACGGCGACGGCUGAUCUGGUUGUUGCGGCGGAUGGAGCUUCGUCGUCGAUAAGACGAAUGUUGAUGCCGGAGGUGGAGAGGAAGUAUGCUGGAUAUGUGGCAUGGCGAGGGACUGUGCCAGAGACUGAGCUUUCGGAUGCGGCGAAAGAUGCGUUUGUUGAGAAGUUCACGUUCUUCCAUCAGACUGGCACUCAGAUCCUAGGCUAUCUCAUACCCGGCAGAAGCGGCACGCUUGAGGCAGGCCAACGGCUGUUCAACUGGGUCUGGUAUUGCAACUAUAAUGACGGCUCGGCCGAGCUGGAGGAGCUCAUGACUGGCACCGACGGCAAACGGCAUGCCAUCACGCUCCCCGUGGGAACGAUGAAGCCUCAAGUCUGGGAGCAGCAGAAGGACCACGCGAAAGAACUGCUUCCGCCACAGUUCGCUGAAGCUGUUGGCAAGACACAGCAGCCGUUCGUGCAAGCUAUCACAGACAACAUCGCUCCUCAAAACAGCUUCCUUGCUGGGAAGGUACUGAUGGUCGGCGAUGCUUUGGCAGGUUUUCGGCCGCACACAGCCGCGUCGACCAGCCAGGCAGCGUUCGAUGCUCUGACACUAGGGCUGUGGAUGGGUGGGGAGAUCGAUCAGCAGGAGUAUGGGGCAAGGGUGAAGCAGUACGCGCGAGAGACGCAGAAGCAUGGGGUCAAUCUUGGGGAGAGAAGUCAAUUUGGCCGCCACCCGCUGGCCGGGUAG